AUGCCCAACGAAGUAAAGACCGCAAUGAUCAAAUGGAAUCGGGACGAUGUGAAAAGCGCUGGACAGCGGAAGACACUUGACGGCUUGAGAGCCGUAGAUAAUCAAGGACUUCAAGGACUUCCACAUGCUUACAAGCCUGGCACUGGGAAGUGGGAAUGGAAAGAACUCCUCCCACCCCAGGAUGAUUCGGAUAGCAUGUGGCCGACAUUGCCGAAAACGUUUGUAAAUCGGCCAACUCUUUCUGAGCAUGAUGCUUACACUCUCAGCUCGGUGGCUUAUCCUGGCAAGUGCUUGACCUUGAACACCGACAAUACCGACGUGUUCGCGAUGAAGAGCGACGGUGGGAUCUCUCGGCAAUGGGGUUUUCAGCUUCGGGCAGGUGACGGGAGAAAUUUCCCGGGCAACGGGUUCCAGAUCAGGAGCAAAUACAAUAACCAAUGCUUGGGCAAUGAUGGUGACAGGAACGCGGUGAAGGGCAUGCGUUGGUUUAAUGACUUGACGCAAACAGUAUGGACGCAGCUGGCGAAGGGAGGACGCGCUUACCUGGCUGUUUGCAACACAACAGCUACUGGAACGACAACAUCUACAUGCAGCUAUGCCUGCGGUUUCCGUGCCAGAAAAGGGUCCCAAAGAGAACCUAAGGUGCAUUCACAGGUCACCGCAUGCUGCCGUUGGAGUGGCUGUGCGGGUCAGAGUGAGAGGAGUCAGGACAAAUUGAAGGCCGUCAAUUUGGUGCAAUGCGUCGAACCAUUUUUUUGA
Molecule: messenger RNA, 759 nt
Organism: Symbiodinium sp. CCMP2456
Lineage: Eukaryota; Dinophyceae; Suessiales; Symbiodiniaceae
Source: the annotation of a GenBank genome assembly